Molecule: messenger RNA, 588 nt
Organism: Chaetomium fimeti
Lineage: Eukaryota; Fungi; Ascomycota; Sordariomycetes; Sordariales; Chaetomiaceae
Exons: 2
Coding region: 118-411 (97 amino acids)
Source: RefSeq, a predicted model, not a curated record
GCCCUUUUCCUUUCCCCAGACCUCCCUUCUCCCUUCAACACACGGACAGAUACACACCAACAGAUACACAGCAUCCUCAAGUCUAUCAAACACACUUCUUUCGAACCAACAGCCAUAAUGCAGUUCUCCACUCUUAUCAUUGCUACCCUCGCCGCCGUGGUUUCCGCCAGCCCCGCCGUCAGACGCCAGGCUGAGUGCCCCCAGGUGGCGGACAUCCCCGCUUGCGGUGCUCCCUGCAUCCUCGAGGCUGCCGUAGCGGUUGGCUGUGCGGACACUGACUACCCCUGCAUGUGCGGCAAGUUCGACGAACUCCAGACCAGCGCCGCCUCUUGCGUCAUUGACGGCUGCGGCAUUGCAGGUGCCCCGGCCGUGCUCACUGCUGCACAGGCAGUCUGCGAUGCUUGCGGUUAAUCUGGUCACUGCCAUGCCCCGGGUUGGGCCAAUGUGGUAAUGCCGGAUGGAAAUACUACAUACCUACCUAGGUAGUUACAUAUGCUUGUGCUAUCGAAGGGGGCUCUUUGGGGAUUUAGUGGGCGGAGGCCAACUGAAAUAAAACACGACUGCAGUCACCCAACAGCUCUAUUCCGU